Cryphonectria parasitica EP155 is the source of this 1236-nucleotide messenger RNA. RefSeq names its product glycoside hydrolase family 10 /Carbohydrate-binding module family 1. Bases 1 to 1236 code for a protein of 411 amino acids. Gene Ontology annotation, molecular function: cellulose binding; hydrolase activity, hydrolyzing O-glycosyl compounds. Gene Ontology annotation, cellular component: extracellular region. NCBI's taxonomy places the organism in Eukaryota, Fungi, Ascomycota, Sordariomycetes, Diaporthales, Cryphonectriaceae. The transcript is spliced from 6 exons. The record is from RefSeq and is a predicted model, not a curated record. Gene Ontology annotation, biological process: carbohydrate metabolic process.
AUGGUUGCCGUCCUCCUUGCCGCGAUGUUGGUGACCGCUGGCCCAGCAGCAGCUCAGCUGAACAGUCUCGCCAAAUCCGCGGGCUUGCUGUAUUUCGGCACGGCCGUUGAUAAUCCAAGCCUGAGCAACUCUGCUUACACGGCAAUUGCGUUUAACUCGAGCGAGUUUGGUCAAAUCACCCCGGCCAAUGGCCAGAAGUGGGAUUCUGUCGAGCCCUCCAAUGGUGUCUUCAGCUACACAAAUGGAGAUGCUGUCACCACCAAAGCUCGCGCGGCUGGGCAGAUCCUAAGGUGCCAUAAUUUGGUUUGGUAUAACCAGCUUCCCAGCUGGGUGUCAAGUGGCUCUUGGACCACCUCGUCCCUAGAAGACGUGAUUACAACGCAUAUCACCAACGAGGUCACUCAUUACAAGGGGCAAUGCUACGCUUGGGACGUUGUGAACGAGGCCCUGGACGACUCUGGGAACUAUCGGACCGACGUCUUCUACAACAUCCUCGGGACAAGCUAUAUUCCCUUUGCCUUUAAGGCGGCGGCGGCUGCCGACUCAGCAGCCAAACUGUACUACAAUGACUACAACAUCGAGUACAGCGGCGCCAAAGCCACGGCCGCCAUCAACAUCGUCAAGAACAUCCAGUCCUCGGGCGGCCGUAUCGACGGUGUGGGCUUGCAAGGCCACUUCAUCGUUGGGUCGACCCCUUCCCAAUCAACUCUUGUCAGCGCUCUUCAGAGUUUCACGGCCCUUGGUGUUGAGGUGGCGUACACUGAGCUGGAUAUCAGGCACUCCAGUGUGCCGGCCAGUGCAGCGGCCCAGCAGCAACAAGCAACAGAUUAUGUGACCGUCGUCAGCGCGUGUCUUUCGGUCGCGAAGUGCGUCGGGGUCACAGUAUGGGAUUUUGAUGACCAGUACUCGUGGGUACCAUCGACCUUCUCAGGCCAAGGAGAGGCCGAUUUGUGGUCAUCCAACCUAGUCAAGAAGCCAGCCUACACGAGUAUCGCAAGUUUCCUCAAGAGUGCCGCGGCAACUGCACCGGCAUCGGCCACAGCUGCUACUUCUACAAUCACGACUCUCGUCACGACACCUUCGCCUUCGACUACGGCCGCACCAACUACUACUGCGGGUGUCGGAGGUAAUGGCCAUUACUCACAGUGUGGUGGACAAGGAUUUGCGGGCACGCCAGGCUGUGCCUCUCCUUACGCUUGCUCAACAAUUAACGCUUAUUAUGCUCAGUGUUUGUGA